This is a messenger RNA of Daucus carota subsp. sativus, 2088 nucleotides long. RefSeq names its product probable serine/threonine-protein kinase PBL25. Gene Ontology annotation, biological process: protein phosphorylation. Gene Ontology annotation, molecular function: protein kinase activity; ATP binding. The record is from RefSeq and is a predicted model, not a curated record. NCBI's taxonomy places the organism in Eukaryota, Viridiplantae, Streptophyta, Magnoliopsida, Apiales, Apiaceae. The transcript is spliced from 5 exons. The coding region runs from base 199 to 1860 and encodes 553 amino acids.
UAUUUUUCAUCCUUUUUUUCUCAACUUGACCACCUUCCCCUCCCUCAGGGUCCUCCUUCACCUGCUUGCUGCUGGAGGACCCCCUCCUCCAUUUUUCUUCUCCCCUUCCUCCGCUUUCCGGCCUGCAUGAAUUUUACUCGGUUUCAUAUUCAUCCUUAUGUUUCAUGACUUUCCUCUUCAUGCAUGCUGUAAUAUUCCAUGAUAUCUAUUUCCUUGGAUCACCUCCUAUUUGAGUGCAUUGCAUUGUUGCAUUUUUGCUCGGGUGGGAAAACUUAUUAUUUUGUCGAAACAUAUUUUUUAUUCGUGUUAGAAAUGAAUUGUUUCCCAUGUUUUUCAAGUAAUGAUUCGGAUGAACAGGACCAGGAGAAGGUGCCUGUUGCUCAGGCGGGAGCGCCAUCGUCCUCUGACAAUGCAGAUAUUGCAGCGCAUGCUUUUACAUUCAGAGAAAUGGCCACUGCAACCAAGAAUUUCAGACAGGAAUGUGUUCUGUUUGAUGAUGGAUUUGGAAGAGUUUUUAAAGGGACACUUAAAUCAACUGGCCAGGUUGUGGCUGUUAAACAACUGGACAGAAAUGGAAUCAAAGGGACCAAGGAAUUCCUCGAUGAAGUGAGGAUCUUGAGUCCUAUAAAACACCCAAAUCUUAUCAACCUUCUUGGAUACUGCGCUGAUGGUGAUCAGAGAAUUUUAGUCUACGACUACAUGCCAUUGGGUUCCCUGGAAACUCAUCUUCUAGAGAGAGCAGCGGAUAAAAAUCCAUUAGAUUGGGUCACAAGGAUGAAAAUAGCCACGGGUGCAGCUCAAGGUCUAGAGUACUUGCAUGAAGAGGCGAAACCUCCAAUUAUAUACAGUGAUUUCAAAUCAUCCAAAAUCUUGUUAGACGAUAAUUAUAACCCAAAACUAUGUGAUUUUGGGCUUGCCAAGCUUGCAGAAUCCGGCAAUGCAGCUAUACCUGCUCGAGUGAUGGGUACUUAUGGUUAUAGUGCUCCAGAGUAUGCAAGCACAGGGGAACUCACCAUGAAGUCAGACAUAUACAGUUUUGGAGUCGUGCUGCUUGAGCUAAUCACUGGCCGUCGUGCCAUUGAUCCUAAUCGACCAGCAAAAGAGCAGAAUCUAGUUACUUGGGCACAACCAAUAUUUAGGGAUCCAAAAAGAUUUCCCGAGAUGGCAGAUCCACUUCUUAACAAAGACUUUUCGGUAAAAAGCCUGAAUCAAGCAGUAGGAGUAGCCGCCAUGUGUCUUCAAGAGGAACCAACAGUCCGCCCCUACAUCACUGAUGUUGUUGCUGCUCUUAGUUUCCUUGAAUUCGACGCGCCUAAUCCUCCGGCUCCAACAGCCUCCCCUGACAAAGAAUCAGCAAAAGAAAACGACCACGCGGACAAUGUCAGCAGCAGAAGUAGCAGCCCCUCAGAUCAUAAUGCUGAUAGUUGUGAUCAUUCUGAUCACGAAGACAACAACGACAUCAUCAGUCAAUCCACUGAAAUGCCAGAUGGCAGUUCAGUGGAUCAUGAAUUUGAGCACGACCAUAGUUCAUCAAGUGGAGAUGAACAAUACGAUGAUGCUGAAAACGAACCAAAAAGCCGAACAAACACAAUGAAAUCCACUGAUUCAAAGACAGACAAGGAGAUGGAAGACUCCGAGGACGAAAGUAUAUACUCAUCAAGUUCAUCGAGCAGCGAUAAGAAAGACGAUGAUGACAACGAUGAUGAUGAUGAAUUAGGAGAAAAAAAGAGCAGCAAGACAAAGAAAAAGGUUAAGUCAAAAAUAAAGAGUAGUAUUCGGCAUGCAGCAGGUACAAAUAAGAAAAUCAAGAACAAGUGGAGGAAAGCAAAAACGGUUUUGCAUCAUAAAACAAAAAAGUGAUUAAAACACACCACUUUUGUAUCUUAUCCGAGACCUCAGGUACAUAUGUUUGUUGCACUAAUAGUAGAAGUUCUUUUCUAUAUGCUGCUUUCUUUUGUAAUGGUCGUUUCAUUUCUCUUCUUUUUAUUAAUGUAGACAUAGAUUUAUCAACUCUGAGUCUAUAAACUUGUUACAAGUAUACUUCUCGUUCAAGGAUUCAAGGGUCCACUCUUUUAUUUAAGAGCCUUU